Messenger RNA from Oryza sativa Japonica Group (Japanese rice), 1117 nucleotides. RefSeq names its product protein AUXIN-REGULATED GENE INVOLVED IN ORGAN SIZE. The record is from RefSeq and is a predicted model, not a curated record. Gene Ontology annotation, biological process: positive regulation of organ growth. Lineage: Eukaryota; Viridiplantae; Streptophyta; Magnoliopsida; Poales; Poaceae.
CUGUCGGUCCACGGCAGCGUACGUACGGCCCAAAACGAGCAUGCAUGAGAUAUGGAUCGAUUAAUCAGCUGCCAAUUAAGUCCGGUCAAAUCCUGCAGCUGUAGCGUGCUUACCAUCGCGAAUAAAGCGCAUACUUGGCCCCUGCUCGGUUCAGAGAAUCUGCUUAGAAGGAAGGAAGCAAGCAAAGCAAAGCAAAGCAAGCCUCUUCUUUUUUAUAUGCUCCAAGUGUGCAGUUGUUAAACGAAAAGGCUCCCAUUCUCUCGCAGCCUCUCCUCCAUCUCGGUCGAUCAGAGAGGAACAAAGCUGAGUCUUAGAGGAAAUUAAUCAAGUGAGGUUGGUUGUCUGAAUGAGCUUUGCAAUCCGCAGCUCUGAGCCUGAAUUCUGGUUCUUGAUCCCGUCGGAAGAGGCAGCAGUAGCAGUCGCAGCACAUCGGCUGGUGGUGAUGGAUCAGAGGAGAAGCGGAUCAGCUUAUCGUCCUAAGCGGACACAUAUGGCGGCGGCGGAGGACGAGCACCGGCGGCCGGGGACGUCGAGCCGCCGCCGGGUGGCGCCGACGCCGACGACGCAGACGCAGACGCAGACGGCGCCCGGCUACUUCACCGUCGAGCUGGUGAUGGCGUUCGUCUGCGUGACCGCGUCGCUCGUGCUGCUGCCGCUCGUCCUGCCGCCGUUGCCGCCGCCGCCGUCGCUGCUGCUGGUGGUGCCGGUGUGCCUGCUCGCCGUCCUGGUGGCCAUGGCGUUCGUCCCGCUCGACGCGCAGAGCAACGUCGUCGGCUCGUCUUGCUUGUAGAUAGAGAAAAUGAAAUUCUUUUCUUGCUUUUUUUUUUUAUCUUCCACAGACCACAGUUCAUUUAGGAUUUUAGGUUAGCGUAAAGAGACGGUUAGUUCUCUAUUGCUAGAUUAGUGGGGACGAUGAGUUUGUAAUUACUGGGCUGUAAUUGAUUACUGCUGAUCCGAUAGAUCGACCCGGGCUAAACCUGCAAAACACAUGCCCUUCUGAAGAAGGGGAAAAAAGGAAAAAUCAAGGUUACAUGAACAUUUUGUAUGAGCUCGUUUUACAAUUCAAUUCAAGAUGAGUCAUGAGACAAUACCCUGCGUCACAUGGAUGACGUGAUCA